UAAUAAAGUUUUAGACCACGUUCUAAUCCUCCUCCCCGAUCAUUUGAGGCAGCUUUCUCCCUUGAAAGGCGCCUCUCUCCUCUCAAACGAGCCAAACUCAUCACCCUCGCAGAACCCUAAACAUUAAACCUUACCAAAGUAAAAAAGCUCUAAUGGCGGAACACAAACCAGAUGUAUCAUUGAAAGAUCAAGGAAAUGAGUUUUUCAAGGCUGGAAACUACCUAAAAGCAGCUGCCAUAUACACUCAAGCCAUCAAGAAAGAUCCUUCUAACCCUACGCUUUACAGCAAUCGUGCUGCAGCAUUUCUAAAUCUUGUUAAGCUUCAGAAAGCACUCACGGAUGCUGAAACAACAAUAUCUUUGAAUCCUAGCUGGGAAAAGGGUUACUUCAGGAAAGGAUGUGUAUUAGAGGCCAUGGAACGAUACGAUGAUGCAUUGGAAGCCUUUAGGAUAGCUUCACAACACAACCCACAAAGUACAGAGGUGUCAAGAAAGAUCAAGAGAUUGACACAGUUAUCAAAAGAUAAAAAACGAUCAGAAGAAGUGGACAAUAUGAGAUCAAAUGUUGAUUUGGCAAAGCACUUGGAUAGUUUCAAGUCUGAAUUGGCACAAAAGUAUGUAGUUGAGGAAUCUUGGAAAGAUAUAUUCUCUUUUGUUGUUGAAACAAUGGAGAAUGCUGUAAAGUCAUGGCAUCAAACAUCUAAUGUUGAUGCUAGAGUUUAUUUCCUUCUUGAUAAAGAAAAAACAGACACUGAAAAAUAUGCACCUGUUGUCAACAUUGACAAGGCAUUCGAGUCACCCCAUACACAUGGUGAUUGUUAUUCCUUUUUAAGGCAAUAUGCCACAGACUCUUUCUCUCAAGCAGCAUGCUUAGUUGCACCCAAAACUAUCAUUUCAUAUCCACAGGUGUGGAAAGGACAGGGACCAAGGAAAUGGAAGCAUGGACAAAGUGAUGGAUUUUUUGUGCAGUUUGAAUCUCCUCUUCUUAGAAAAGAAUGGUUCAUUUCUAGUUCUUCAGAGAAGGGCCAAAUAUUAUGCAAGGAUCCAGUGGCAUUAGAUAUCAGUGCCCAUGAAGUGCUUCCCAGGAUAUUUAGAGAUACCUGAUCAUUGGCUUGUUUGGAAUGGAUAUGAAAGAGAUGGAUUUUUGAGGAUAUUGGAAAGAUUUUUAAAAAGUUUUGUUCAGCUUCCAUAAUUAUAUAGUCAAGUUGCUCCUACGUUUUAUGUUUUGUGUUUCUUUUUUUUUCCAAGAUUUGUGAAUCACUUUUGCACUUGUUUUAGGUUGGAUGAUCUCUUGUUGCAUUUUUUUUUUUGUGUGUGAAAAAUACAGGAAAUUAUACAAUGUGCCAAGGUACAUAUGUAAUUGUAGUGCUACAAGUAGAGAAGCAUGACUUUGAAAGUCUUCAAACAAAAUGUGUACCGUACAACUCUGGUGUUUGACUUGCUUUGUACUGUGAGUCUACCAAAAAAAAAUUAUAGUUGUCUUAUCC
Molecule: messenger RNA, 1486 nt
Organism: Lactuca saligna
Lineage: Eukaryota; Viridiplantae; Streptophyta; Magnoliopsida; Asterales; Asteraceae
Source: the annotation of a GenBank genome assembly